Molecule: messenger RNA, 2028 nt
Organism: Pestalotiopsis fici W106-1
Lineage: Eukaryota; Fungi; Ascomycota; Sordariomycetes; Amphisphaeriales; Sporocadaceae
Exons: 4
Coding region: 1-2028 (675 amino acids)
Biological process (GO): carbohydrate metabolic process
Source: RefSeq, a predicted model, not a curated record
AUGAAGCACUUUUGGCUUACUUCUGUACUGACAUUGGUCCGGACAUGCACGGCUGCUUCGUGUUGGAGAGAUACAGUCUGCGAUGGCCAUUCCGGUCCUGCAUUUCCCGGCACUUGGGACUCGUACAUUUAUGCACCAUCAAGUCGGAACGUCGGCCCAAAGUACGUUCUUUCCGCGGACACCACGUCAUCCACAGCAUACAACGGAACCGUCUCGCUGUACGGAAAUGAAUCACAAGUAGUGUUGGACUUUGGUAUCGAAGUUGGCGGCAUUACUUCACUCAACUAUACCGUCAGCGGCACGGGACAGCUCGGCCUAGCCUGGAGCGAAGCAAAGAACUACAUCGGACAACAGUCGGAUUACUCUAAUGGCCGCGCUGCGCCGGACGGAUAUUUGGCUGUUAAUCUCACGGAAAGUGGUGCUGGCUCCUAUGAGGUGCCCUUGGUCAAGCUCCGGGGAGGAUUCCGGUACCUCACACUAUUCCUUUUAACCGAGGAUGAUGCGAGUAUUGAAAUCUCCAACGUGUCAUUGGAGAUCAGCUUUCAACCGACGUGGUCUAAUCUGCAGGCAUACCAGGGGUACUUCUACUCGAGUGACGAGACUCUGAACAAGAUCUGGUACAGCGGAGCGUACACGAUCCAGACCAAUAGCGUGCCUGUCGACACUGGAAGGCGUGUGCCCUUUGUCACCUCGGGUUGGGCAAAUGACGGUAUCCUGGGCAAUGGAAGCACCAUUAUUGUGGACGGGGCAAAGCGUGACAGAGCCGUCUGGCCGGGCGACAUGGGAAUCGCUGUUCCCUCAGCCUUUUACUCAAUCGGCGAGUUGGACAGCGUCAAGAAUGCGUUGCAGGUCAUGUAUGACCAUCAGAACGCCGAUGGAUCGCUGCCGGAAGCAGGCCCUCCUUUACUGCAGCAGGGCAGCGACACCUACCACAUGUGGACAAUGAUUGGAACAUGGACAUAUGUGCUCUAUACCAACGACACGACUUUCUUGACUCAGAAUUGGGACAGGUAUACCGCCGCCAUGGAUAAUGUCUACGGCAAGGUUUUGAGUUCGGGCCUUCUCAAUGUAACAGGCGUUAGAGACUGGGCGCGCUGGCAACAAGGGUUUAACAACAGCGAAGCCAACAUGCUGCUCUACCGGACACUCGUCACUGGCUCUGAGCUUGCCAGUUUAGUUGACGAUUCGGAGCUCAGCAGUACCUACGCCAGCCGUGCAGCUGAUCUACAAACCGCCAUCAACCAGUAUCUCUGGGUGUCCGAUGCAGGUGCGUUCAAGGACAACGCUACAGAGACGACGCUUCUUCCGCAAGACGCCAACUCCCUCGCCGUCCUAUUCAACGUGACCACAGCGGCGCAGGACCAGAAUAUUUCGUCACAGCUGACGGGCAACUGGAACGACAUUGGUGCCGUCUCGCCAGAGCUGCCUGGAACCAUAUCACCCUUCAUCUCGUCCUUUGAGAUCCAGGCGCACUUUCUGGCCGGCCAAGCCGGACGCGCUCUCGAUCUCAUCCGCCGUAGCUGGGGCUGGUACCUGAACAAUGAAAACGGGACACAGUCGACCGUGGUCGAGGGCUACCUGGCCGAUGGCUCCUUUGCCUAUCGAUACAACCGCGGCUACAGCGACCCGUCGUACACGAGCCACGCCCACGGCUGGAGCGCCGGGCCGACGUCGGCGCUGACGAACUUUGUCGUGGGCCUCGAGGUGACGGGGCUCGCGGGCUCCGCCUGGACCCUGAUGCCGCAGCUCGGCGACCUCGACUUUGCCGAGGGCGGCUUCUCCACGUGGUUGGGCAAGUACCGGGCCUCGUGGGCCCUGGUAGAAGGUGGCUACAAUGUCACCGUCGAAACUCCAAGUGGCACGUCGGGCUUGGUGCUGCUGCCUCUGCUCAACACUUCUUCUACCGAGGCCUCUGUUCAGUUUGACGGAGACGUAUCAACUUGGAGUGCUGGCGCUGUCGGCAAGCGUAUUGGAUACCCGAAAAGUGUAGAUGGCGGAAGUCAUACCUUUGUCGUCCAAGGUGAAUAA